Capsicum annuum is the source of this 516-nucleotide messenger RNA. RefSeq lists its product as uncharacterized. The transcript has 2 exons. NCBI's taxonomy places the organism in Eukaryota, Viridiplantae, Streptophyta, Magnoliopsida, Solanales, Solanaceae. The record is from RefSeq and is a predicted model, not a curated record. The coding region runs from base 1 to 516 and encodes 171 amino acids.
AUGUUAGAGAAAACAUUCUCUAAUUUUUUCGCCUCAAGUAUGCUCCUGCAGCAACAAAAUCAUGAAAGUCGACCUGCUGGUACUGCUCUAUUCUCAGAAGUGAAUGCUGUAAAUUUUCGCCCAACUAGGCGUGAAAGAAGUUCUAACCCCAAUCGUGGUCGUGGCCGGGGUCGUGGAAGGUAUUUUAAUCAGGGUGAUCAUCUUUCAAUAAACAAUAACCCUCAGUACCAGCAGUGCAAAAAGAAGGGGGAAGCUCCUGAAGCAGCACCAAGGACAAACUCUGAAAGUAAAUACUAUCAAUGUGGAGAAAAGGGGCAUUGGUCGCGUACCUGUCGUACGUCAAAGCACCUGGUAAAACUCUAUCAGGCGUCCCUUAAAAAAAUAGAAAACGAUGUUGAAGUAAACUUCUUCUUUGAAGAUAAUGUCGAGCCCAUAGACUUGGAAGUUUUAGAUUUCUUUGAAGUUCUUGAAGAACAUGUAAAUUACCCUGCCGGUGAUAAUUAUGAAAUAGUUUGA